CUUUCUCUUCUGAAGUAACUCAGCAGUGAUUCCUAGGUUGCUGGAUGUGGAAAAUGCUCAUUAGAGCAGUACUGGAUCCAUGACUGUCUUCCUGGAGAUGUGGACCUGUGUACUCUGCAGGGAGGGUUGCCACGCGUGUGACUAAUAUGUGGGGAAGGAGCCGAGUGGAGAGUGUUAUCUCUAGAUAACAGAGACCCCUCCCCCACAGCUCUGGAAAGGCUCCGGACUUGGGCAUCUCUCAUAUCAUACAGGACAUCCUCUUUUGCUUCUCAGGUGACACAAGCAACCUCAGAAAAUCCAGAAUACAGACACUUCAAACUUCUAAAACCAGUAGCAGUCAAUUGAUUGUACUGAAGUUUGGGUGAAGGUGUACAUUUGCCACUGUGGAAAAUAUUUCCCUGUUUCUGGGUGCUUCAUUUGGAAACUUCUCAGGACCAUGGGCUCAGACUUUAGCACAGUGGAGAUAGCGCAGGUCGCUUCUUGUUCCAUCUGCCAGGACCUGAUGUCUCACCCAGUGAGUAUCAACUGUGGACACACUUACUGCAAAUCCUGCAUCCAGAGCUACUAUAAUAAUGUCAGUCCAAAGAAAAGAGUGAAGAAAACGUUGGGCUGUCCUUUGUGUAGGAGUCCAUUUAGUUUAGAGACGCUCCGGCCCAACAAGGAACUGGAAAACAUAAUUGAUAUCCUCAAGGAGAUGGAAGAGCAGGAUUGUGAGAUGCUGUGUAAGGAACAUGAAGAGAAGCUUGAUAUCUUUUGUGAAGAUGAGGGUCAGCUCCUCUGCUGGCGCUGUUACUGGGAUGCUCAGCACAAAGGGCAUACCUUGGCUCUUGUGAAAGAUGUACAUCAGGAGUACACUGAAAAGCUGCAGAAGUGUGUGACAAAAUUGAGUGAACUCCAAGAGAAUCACAAAGUUCAGAUCCUAGCUAUAACAUGCCAGAUAAAUGCCUGGAAGGAUGCCAUAAAGGAUCGCAAGCAAACAAUCCAGUCUAACUUCAAGAAUCUCCAAAGAUUUCUACAUGAAGAAGAGAAGUUUUACCUUUGGAGAUUGGAGAAUGAAGAAGAACAGAUGCUGAUGAGGCUGAGGAGCAAGGAGGCCAGUCUACAGCAGAAGUUUGAGGGAAUGAAAUGCCAGAUUCAGGAACUGGAGGCAAAAUGUGAGGGCUCAGCCCAGAAAUUACUACAGGACGUGAAGAACACUUUGAGCAGGUGUGAGGCUAUGAAGAUAGAAACACUAACGGUUGAGCCCCUGGAGAUUCACACUGAAUGUAAUAUUUCUGAGCUUUACCUUGAUGUGAAGACAGUAUUAAGACGCCACCAAGUCAGUGUGAUUCUGGACCCCAGCACGGCCCAUCCUGAUCUAGCUCUGUCUAAGGAUCGAAGACAAGUAACUUACAAAGGCUGCCACAAGGACCUUCAGACUUCUGCCAAGAGGUUUUCUGUUUUACCCUGUGUCCUGGGCUGUGAGGGCUUCACUUUAGGAAAAUAUUACUUCGAAGUGUCUGUUGAGAACGCAAGUGCUUGGGAUGUGGGGGUCUGUAGAGAGAAUGUGCCGAGGGAUUUUAGCAUGAAGAAGAAGCCCGAGCUUGGAUUCUGGACCAUCAAGAUGUCUGAAGAGGAUGGCCUGAGAGCUCUCACUUCUGCCCCUACUCCCCUUCUUCUGAGUGAGAAGCUCCAGCUUGUGGGAGUUUUUCUAGACUAUGAAGCCGGAGCUGUGUCCUUUUACAAUGUAACUGCUGGCUCCCACAUCUUCACCUUCCCCAAAGCUUGUUUUAUUAGUGAUACACUGAGGCCCUUUUUCCAGGUUUAUCAACAUUCUCCUUUGUUCCUUCCUGCCUGUCAGAAAGAAUCAAAGAAGUAAAGUCCUCAUGGUUUACUUAAGUAGCACAGAAAGAGUAUUCACAAAUCCCAAAGGGCAGAAAGUUGGCUGUUCUCCACUGCUAUCUCAAUGCUUUUAAUGAACUUUCAAUAAAUAUGCCUUGAGUUGGUUUGUGGAAAGGCUAGAAAUAGUACAAAUGGCCAGAUUCAGUGAAAGGAAAGUAAAAUAAUCGUGACAAUUAUAUCUUUUCUUCUCAUUCCCUUUUGAACAAUGAUUUUUGACUUUCCUAAUGCUGUGACAUUUUAACACCUCAUGUUGUGGUGACCACCAACCAUAAAAUUAUUUUUGUUGCUACGUCAUAACUGUGAUUUUGCUACUACUAUGAAUCAUAAUGUAAUUUUUUUUUUUUUUGAGAAAGAGGUUUGCCAAGGGGGUGAUGAUCCACAGCUUGAGAACCCCUGCCUUUUGUGAGUUCAGGACUUUGAUUUUCAAUACUCUUCAGGCUGGUGUUAAAGCGAUCCCAAGGUCAAAAGUUUGGGGUGUUUACAUUUUUUUCUUUUUAUCCAUCAAGUUCCUGUGUGAGGGACGAAGAAUGGCAAUGCCUUUUAACUGAGUAAAAGGAAAAGAAAUGAAAUAGCAUUAACUCAACCAUUGUUCUUGCUGCUGCUUUGUUAAAUUUAUUUUCCAUCAGGACACCAGAGGCAAAGUUGUAUGGGUAAGACCAUUUGAUACACAGUGGCUAGCCAACUAGACCACCCCAUUUCAAAGAAGUAGAGCUCAACAUAUUAAAAUAACCCUUUCAAAAUGGAUUCAAGUACUGAGUGAUUCAAAAUAUACUGUCCCCGUGUUCAGAUGAAAACCUGGAGGUAAUUAUUGCUUUCUCUUCAUACCGGGCACACCGGUGGGGGAUGGUUUUCUAAAUUAAAUCAUUUGAAGUGGGAAGACUAACCUUUGAUUUGGGCCACAUCAUCUGUGGGAGCCUUCAUAACGGAAGAAGGAAGUCUGUCUCUCUCUCUCUCUCUCUCUCUCUCUCUCUCUGGCUGCUUGGCUUAGGUCUCUCUGGCAUGUCCAUUCUUUCAUUGUCAUUUCAACCUACUUCUUUGGGAUUUCAAUGUAUACUGAGGACCAGCUGAGACAUGCAGCUUCGCGUACUAAGUAAUACUGGAUUCUUGGACUUCCCUUUGGUAGACAGCCAUUGUUGAACUGGCUGGACCAUAGCCUAUAAGUCCCGUUAAUAAAUCCAUGCUUUAUUUCUACUCUGUAAAAGGGAUAAGGGGACUGAAAAAAAAUACUUUAUAGCAUUUUCAUCUACAAUUAAUAAUACACUUUGUAUGAAUUUUUAGGAUAUAUUUGAAGUUUCCUAGAAAACUACAUAAUAACAAUAAAAUUCUUAAAUUUUA
Meriones unguiculatus (Mongolian gerbil) is the source of this 3216-nucleotide messenger RNA. RefSeq names its product tripartite motif containing 38 (gene Trim38). The coding region runs from base 437 to 1858 and encodes 473 amino acids. NCBI's taxonomy places the organism in Eukaryota, Metazoa, Chordata, Mammalia, Rodentia, Muridae. Gene Ontology annotation, molecular function: protein binding; zinc ion binding. The record is from RefSeq and is a predicted model, not a curated record. The transcript is spliced from 7 exons.